UCGAUCCCAAUCACGGCCCAAAAGCGCCAGGCAUCAUGUGUGGUGUCGAAAGUGAACGCUCUAAAGCCACGUGACGAUGCCAUCAGUGGCGCAUUCGCCCCGUCGAGUCUCGAAUCGCAUCUUGAAAAAGACCACCUCGCAUCCCUGGCAUCAUCGCCAAAAGGGGUACCCGCAUGCACAUCUCCCAAUCGGAUCCCCUUAGUUUUCUUUCAACACUUGACGGGUUUGUCGCGUCUAGAGGCCUUCAUCAGCCAUGUCGCAAAGAUUCGGCACCUCGUCUCUCCAUCAGCGCGAUCCGCGAUCACAACUCUUUGCGGGUUACACGGGCGAUCGCCACUCAUCACCGCGAGCGACACCGUCUCCAAGCAGUGGCGGGUACGGCUACCCCAGCGGUUCAUACAACAAUGGCCCCUCGUUGGGAGUGAACGAUCCCAGCAGAGGCGGCUUCCGCCCCGCAACACCAAACAAGAAGGGGCAGUACAGCGAUGCAGUGCUCAACGAACUGGAAAGCCAGAACGACUCGCAGGUGGCUGGCAUACUGGGCAAGGUGCGGGUGUUGAAAGAUAUGACGAGUGCCAUUGGCGAGGAGAUUCGCGAUAGCUCAGCUCUGGCGGACAAGAUGAACGACACCUUUGAUUCGACACGCAUACGACUACGAGGAACGAUGAACAGGAUGCUGAUCAUGGCGCAACGGAGCGGGAUACCGUGGAAGGUCUGGCUGGGGUUCUUCGCCAUGGUGAUUCUCAUUUUCAUGUACGUCUGGCUGUUCUAGUCGUGGACACAGCGGGUGGUUACUUGGUGCAUUGCUGGCCGGCGUUUGACUGACACACACUUACUCCUCUUGGGCGGUUCUCUGCUUGAGAAAUACACGGAUCACUGCGGGCGGAAGACCACAAACAUACUAUCCUAAUAAUGCAUAUACGCCGAGCU
Molecule: messenger RNA, 930 nt
Organism: Emericellopsis atlantica
Lineage: Eukaryota; Fungi; Ascomycota; Sordariomycetes; Hypocreales; Bionectriaceae
Exons: 3
Coding region: 254-772 (172 amino acids)
Biological process (GO): endoplasmic reticulum to Golgi vesicle-mediated transport
Source: RefSeq, a predicted model, not a curated record